Arabis nemorensis is the source of this 513-nucleotide messenger RNA. The record is from the annotation of a GenBank genome assembly. NCBI's taxonomy places the organism in Eukaryota, Viridiplantae, Streptophyta, Magnoliopsida, Brassicales, Brassicaceae.
AUGGACGGAGCGACGCCGGAAAAUAAGUCUUCUUCCGGCCACAAACGUUUGAGCGUGAGUUUUAUCGUAUCUCUAAUGGUUCUCUGCGCCAAGCACGCGAGUCGUCUCUCCAAGAAGCUAAAGCUAAAGCCAAAGAAGCGAACUCACGUCGAAGAUUCCGGUGCCGGAGAAAGAUUCCGAUGGAAUCUAAAUAGCUCGACGAUGAGAUCUCCUCGGCCAAAAGAGUUGUUCACGGCUUUGAGAAACAAGGCGAUGACGAUGGUUCGCCGGAGAAACACCGGAUACGACGGUGGAUUUAAGCCGGAGGAGAAGAAGAAGACGGCGGUGACGGAGGAGGAGCACGGUGUUUGGCAGAGAGAGAUUUUGAUGGGAGGCAAAUGUGAGCCGUUGGAUUUCUCCGGUGUGAUUUAUUACGACUGCAACGGACGGCAAUUAAAGGAGUUGCCUCCGAGAUCGCCACGUGGCACUCCGUUGCCUAAUUAUCCGACCCGUCUUAAGUCGGGUCGAUUUUAA